Prunus persica (peach) is the source of this 1343-nucleotide messenger RNA. RefSeq names its product nudix hydrolase 8-like. Bases 222 to 1229 code for a protein of 335 amino acids. The transcript is spliced from 9 exons. Gene Ontology annotation, molecular function: NAD binding; NADH pyrophosphatase activity; ADP-ribose diphosphatase activity. Lineage: Eukaryota; Viridiplantae; Streptophyta; Magnoliopsida; Rosales; Rosaceae. The record is from RefSeq and is a predicted model, not a curated record.
ACAGAAAGAAAAGAGAAGAGAUUAUGCUAAACUCAUUCAUGUAGUUUACUGCAUAUCAGAUCAAUCAACUGCCAUCUCUUUCCUUCUACUUGUCCUGCAGAUGCUAUUCUCUUCAAUAUUCACCUGCUCUCCUUUUCCUGCACAAGAAUUUGCUUCCUAUUGCAAUGGAAUUUACAAAUAGUAGCUUGGCUCUGUCUUAAUUUGUUGCAAAAACUAGAACCAUGACAACAGCAAUGGGAGGCUUACAUGGGCCAGUGGUUGCAGCUUCCUGGACUAAAGACUGCACUUUCCAAUUGUUGUCAAAUUGCUUUCUGCAGAAACCAAAUUUCACCAAGACCUCCACUGCUAAGCUCAGUUUUCCUUGCAUGCCAUUUAUUGGGGUUGCCUUCAAGAAAAAAGAAACUCAUGUUGUAUCUCCCAACAUAUCUUCACCAAGCGUGACGACGGGGUUACUUGAUGCAUGGGACGAUGAAUAUGGCGGAGUCAUAAUGAAUUCAGAGAGCCUACCCAUGAGUGCAAAUGCUUUUGCAUCUGCUUUUCAGGCUUCUCUGUCCAACUGGAAAAUGAAGGGGAAAAGAGGGGUAUGGCUCAAAAUACUACAAGAGCAAGCUGAUCUUGUCCCAAUUGCAAUUCAGGAGGGUUUCAACUAUCACCAUGCUGAACCAGGAUAUGUUAUGUUAACAUACUGGAUACCCAAUGAGCCUUGCAUGCUUCCUGCUAGCCCCUCACUUCAAAUUGGCAUUGCAGGAUUUGUGAUCAAUGACAAAAGAGAGGUUCUUGUGGUAAAAGAGAAGUGCCCUUGUAGCUGCUCUGGUGUGUGGAAGUUGCCCACUGGUUAUAUCAACAAGUCUGAAGACAUAUUCUCUGGAGCUAUCAGAGAAGUGAAAGAGGAAACUGACAUUGACACAACUUUCCUGAAAAUGGUAGCUUUCAGGCAUGCACACCUGGUUGCAUUUGAGGCGUCAGACUUGCUCUUUGUCUGCAUGCUCAAGCCAUUGUCUUAUGACAUCACAAUAGAUGACAAGGAAAUCCAAGCUGCAAAGUGGAUGCCUCUUGAUGAGUUUAUUGCCCAGCCAUAUUACCAAGAUGACCCCUUGUCCAAGAAAGUCAUUGAGAUAUGCAUUGCGGCUCAAGAAGAUCGCUACAGUGGCUUCACUGGUCAUCAGCUCAACUCAAAAAUUGAUGGAAAAUUAUCCUACUUGUAUUAUGAUGAUUUAAAAAAUAUUUAGAAAUUUCAUCUUCUAUAUUAUUCCAAGAGGCAUGCCUCCUCAAUCUAAUAUAUGAUACUGUAUGUAAAAAACAAUUUUAGCAAUAUAUUUUAAAACUAAAAAUAUUAUAGCGAC